AGCUUCGACAUGUCGACCACGGGUCCCAUAAGUAAUUAUUAUGUGGACUCCUUGAUCAACCAUGAAAACGAGGAUGUCCUUGCAGCAACUCGGUUUUCGGCUCCCGGUUCGCACCCAGCCGGCCCUCGUCCGACGUCCCUAGUACCGGAGUGUGCUGACUAUCCUUCCUGCAGCUUCGCACCCAAGCCACCCGUCUUCUCCACCUCCUGGGCCCCCGUACACUCCCAGUCAUCAGUGGUUUACCAUCCAUACAGUCAUCAACCUCACUUAGGCACAGACUCGAGGUAUAUGCGGUCAUGGCUGGAGCCGAUAUCAGGCGCCGUGCCUUUCCAUGGCUAUCCGGGGAACGGCAGGCACUAUGGGCUGAAGCCCGACGCCUUUCAGGAGCACAGAGCCGGCGAGUGUCUCAGCUCCAGCGGACGGACCUACACGGAUUAUCUGUACUGCUCAUCCACUGACGUGCGGGACAAGACGCACCAGAAUAUCCCCUCUCCCGAGUCGGAGCUCCUGGCUUCAGGGAAACAUAAAGACGAGAAGCCGGAGCUCGAUCCGAAUAACCCGGUGGCAAAUUGGAUACAUGCCCGCUCCACAAGGAAGAAGCGAUGCCCUUACACAAAGUACCAGACUCUCGAACUGGAAAAGGAGUUUUUGUUCAAUAUGUACCUUACUAGAGACCGCCGAUUCGAGGUCGCUAGAGUCCUGAAUCUGACCGAGAGGCAGGUCAAAAUCUGGUUUCAGAACCGGCGAAUGAAGAUGAAGAAAAUGAACAAAGAAAAGACCGACAGCAAAGAACAAUAA
This is a messenger RNA of Chelmon rostratus (copperband butterflyfish), 798 nucleotides long. RefSeq names its product homeobox C9a (gene hoxc9a). Lineage: Eukaryota; Metazoa; Chordata; Actinopteri; Chaetodontiformes; Chaetodontidae. Gene Ontology annotation, biological process: regulation of transcription by RNA polymerase II; proximal/distal pattern formation; anterior/posterior pattern specification. The coding region runs from base 10 to 798 and encodes 262 amino acids. The record is from RefSeq and is a predicted model, not a curated record. Gene Ontology annotation, cellular component: nucleus. The transcript has 2 exons. Gene Ontology annotation, molecular function: DNA-binding transcription factor activity, RNA polymerase II-specific; RNA polymerase II cis-regulatory region sequence-specific DNA binding.